AUGACUAUUCAUCUAUUGUAUUUUCAUGCAAAUAGGGGGCAAGAAAACUCUAUGGAAAGAUGGUGGUUUAAUUCGAUGUUGUUUAAGAAGGAGUUCGAACGCAGGUGUGGGCUAAAUAAAUCAAUGGGCAGUCUUGGUCCUAUUGAAAAUACCAGUGAAGAUCCAAAUCGAAAAGUGAAAAACAUUCCUAGUUGCAGUAAUGUUGAUUAUUUAUUCGGCGUUAAAGACAUUCGGAAUUUCAUCUCUGAUGACACUUUUGUAGUUAGUGAUAGGAAUGGAGACAGUUAUUCCAUCUAUUUUGAUAUUGAAAAUCAGAUUUUUGAGAUUGACAACGAUCAUUCUUUUCUGAGUGAACUAGAAAGUUCUUUUUAUAGUUAUCGAAACUCGAGUUAUCUGAAUAAUGGAUUUAGGGGCGAAGAUCCCUACUAUAAUUCUUACAUGUAUGAUACUCAAUAUAGUUGGAAUAAUCACAUUAAUAGUUGCAUUGAUAAUUAUCUUCAGUCUCAAAUCUGUAUAGAUACUUCCAUUAUAAGUGGUAGUGAGAAUUACAGUGACAGUUACAUUUAUAGGGCCGUUUGUGGUGGUGAAAGUAAAAAUAGUAGUGAAAACGAGGGUUCCAGUAUACAAACUCGCACAAAGGGCAGUGAUUUAACUAUAAGAGAAAGUUCUAAUGGCAGUGAUUUAACUAUUGGCAGUGAUUUAACUAUUGGCAGUGAUUUAACUAAUGGCAGUGAUUUAACUAUUGGCAGUGAUUUAACUAUUGGCAGUGAUUUAACUAAUGGCAGUGAUUUAACUAUAAGAGAAAGUUCUAAUGAUCUCGAGGUAACUCAAAAAUACAGGCAUUUGUGGGUUCAAUGCGAGAAUUGUUAUGGAUUAAAUUAUAAGAAAUUUUUUAAAUCAAAAAUGAAUAUUUGUGAACAAUGUGGAUAUCAUUUGAAAAUGAGUAGUUCGGAUAGAAUUGAACUUUUGGUCGAUCCGGGUACUUGGGAUCCUAUGGAUGAAGACAUGGUCUCUCUGGAUCCCAUUGAAUUUCAUUCGGAAGAGGAGCCUUAUAAAGAUCGUAUUGAUUCUUAUCAAAGAAAGACAGGAUUAACCGAGGCUGUUCAAACAGGCAUAGGCCAAAUAAACGGCAUUCCCGUAGCAAUUGGGGUUAUGGAUUUUCAGUUUAUGGGGGGUAGUAUGGGAUCCGUAGUCGGAGAGAAAAUCACCCGUUUGAUUGAACACGCUGCCAAUCAAAUUUUACCUCUUAUUAUAGUGUGUGCUUCUGGGGGGGCGCGCAUGCAGGAAGGAAGUUUGAGCUUGAUGCAAAUGGCUAAAAUAUCGUCUGCUUUAUAUGAUUAUCAAUUAAAUAAAAAAUUAUUUUAUGUAUCAAUCCUUACAUCUCCGACAACUGGUGGAGUGACAGCUAGUUUUGGUAUGUUGGGGGAUAUCAUUAUUGCCGAACCCAAUGCCUACAUUGCAUUUGCAGGUAAAAGAGUAAUUGAACAAACAUUGAAUAAAACAGUACCCGAAGGUUCACAAGUAGCUGAAUACUUAUUCCAGAAGGGUUUAUUCGACCUAAUUGUACCACGUAAUCUUUUAAAAAGCGUUCUGAGUGAGUUAUUUAAGCUCCACGCCUUUUUUCCUUUGAAUCAAAAGUCAAGCAAAAUCAAGUAG
This is a messenger RNA of Capsicum annuum, 1656 nucleotides long. The record is from the annotation of a RefSeq genome assembly. NCBI's taxonomy places the organism in Eukaryota, Viridiplantae, Streptophyta, Magnoliopsida, Solanales, Solanaceae.